AUGGAGAAGACGAUGCUGCGUUCAAUCUACAGUUUUUCUCUUAUUCUGAUGCCUCUGCUACUCAUUCAAUCACAACCUAUUCAGGGUAAUGACAGCGAUGCUGCAAGACAUCUUAGAGAAGAGCAGCCUGAAGUUCAUUGUUCAAGAGAGAGGAGCAGAGCAGCCUGGAAAAUAAUCGAGGAGUAUCUCAUGCCUUUUGUGGAGAAAGAAAAGUAUCAACUUUCAAGCCAAUGCAGACUUCAUCCGAGCAAUGAUAUAUUUAGAGAACAAGAAGAACACAAGAUUCAUGUAGACGUAAAUGAAUGGAGAUGUGGGUAUUGUAAAAAAACCUUUCGAGCAGAAAAGUUUCUUGAUCAGCAUUUCGACAACAGGCACUACAAUCUUCUCAAUGUUAGUCAUGGGAAGUGCUUAGCAGAUUUUUGUGGAGCCUUGCAUUGUGAUUUUGUGAUUAAUUCUCAAUCUCAUAAAACUAAGUGCAAUCCUGCUGCGGCUGCAAGAAAUCGUCAUUUAUGCGAGAAUGUAGCUGAUAGCUGUUUUCCUGUUAAGGAUGGUCCCUCAGUGACUCGCCUUCACGAGUUCUUUUUGCGCCAAUUUUGUGAUGCUCACACUUGCUCGAAAGGGCAAAAACCUUUCGCAAGGGGAGGCAGGAAGCAUACAAGUAUCUUCUACCUGGCGACAUCUGUACUGGUUUUGAUGUUCCUUCCUAUAUUCUACUUGAUUGUGUACUUGUACCAAAGGGAAUCGAGAAGAGGGACAACACAACUUAAGCGCAUUUCAAAAGCUGGAAGAAAAUCAAAGCCUUCUUAA
Messenger RNA from Striga hermonthica, 807 nucleotides. NCBI's taxonomy places the organism in Eukaryota, Viridiplantae, Streptophyta, Magnoliopsida, Lamiales, Orobanchaceae. The record is from the annotation of a GenBank genome assembly.